AUGUCUGUCUCUUCGUGGCUCCUAGGAUUCAGGCGAUUCGAGGAAGCAUUGGAUGGUUUCAAGGAUGCCGGAUAUGGAACAUUGAUUCAACAGGAACGGGACUUCAAGGGCGACGACACGGAUUGGCCGGAUGAUUCAGAUGCUAGGAAUGUGGAAACUCCCAUGAACAAUAGACACCAGGAACAACACCAAUGGUCCUUCGAAUUUGCAAAGUUGGUGGAUAUGGAUUACAAGAGGACACCAACCCCGCCAGGAUGUCGAACUUUCAUUGAACUUGAUUUUUCUGUGAUCUUUUCCAUUUUUUUUCUUUUUUUCGCGCGCUAUUUCUCCUCUUCUGAUCACCAGGUUCGGGAUUUUAUGGACAACAUGGACUUGCAGGAAAUCAGAUGCAAGGAUUAUGGAGUUAGAAGAUUCAACAGAAACCCGGGAUUUCAAGACGACGACAAGGAUUUGCUUGAUGAUUAUGCGGAGUGA
Molecule: messenger RNA, 474 nt
Organism: Caenorhabditis briggsae
Lineage: Eukaryota; Metazoa; Nematoda; Chromadorea; Rhabditida; Rhabditidae
Exons: 6
Coding region: 1-474 (157 amino acids)
Source: RefSeq, a predicted model, not a curated record